Camelus dromedarius (Arabian camel) is the source of this 3842-nucleotide messenger RNA. It is a transcript of the gene LRATD1, whose product is annotated as LRAT domain containing 1. Gene Ontology annotation, biological process: cell morphogenesis; cell motility. The coding region runs from base 627 to 1505 and encodes 292 amino acids. The record is from RefSeq and is a predicted model, not a curated record. The transcript is spliced from 2 exons. Lineage: Eukaryota; Metazoa; Chordata; Mammalia; Artiodactyla; Camelidae.
CAUUGCUGGAGUCUGUUCUCCCAGAACCCAGAACGCGGGCGGACGGUGGGCACAGUUCCGAACAGCUGGAGCAGCAGCGAAGCGCGGAUGGAAGCGCGCACAGCCGCCGUACCGAAGCGCCCAACCCCUCGCGCGCUCCCGGCCGGCGCUCACACCUCCUCUCCCGGGGGCGGCGCGCGCUCGGGUGCGCGGGGGCAGGGCGGGGCGGAGCGCAUGCUGGAGGCCCGCCCCUGCGUCCCUCCCCCUCCAGCGGAGAUUGACAAGGCCUGGGCACCCGCCCCAACCAAUCAGCGCGUCCUAGGGCGGGCCCUGGAAGUCGCUGCUCAGGCUACUUAGAGUCGUCCGCUGGGCUGAAGGAAAGCAGAACGGAGUCGGGACUGCUCAGGUGGAGCCGGUUCCCCUGCUAGCGCGGACGGGCAGGCUCACGGGCACCGCGCCGAGGACCGCACCGCACCGAUCCGCGCGGGGCAGAGCUGAGACGCAGCCCCACUCGCCGCCCAGGACCCGCUCGCCACCACCACCUCCACAGCACCCAUGGGGACCAGGAGACUUUAAAGGAGUUUGGGGUUUCGGGAGCAGGGAAAUCACGGAUCCCGGCUCCUGGCCCUCGCCUCGCCGCGUCAUUGAUGGGCAACCAACUGGACCGCAUCACCCACCUCAACUACAGCGAGUUGCCCACAGGGGACCCAUCCGGGAUCGAGAAGGACGAGCUGCGGGUCGGGGUCGCCUACUUCUUCUCAGAUGAGGAGGAGGACCUGGACGAACGCGGCCAGCCCGACAAGUUUGGCGUGAAGGCCCCCCCGGGCUGCACUCCCUGCCCAGAGAGCCCCAGCCGCCACCACCACCACCUGCUGCACCAGCUGGUCCUCAACGAAACUCAGUUCUCCGCCUUUCGGGGCCAGGAAUGCAUCUUUUCCAAAGUGAGCGGCGGCCCGCAGGGCGCCGACCUGAGUGUCUACGCGGUCACCGCACUGCCCGCGCUCUGCGAGCCCGGCGACCUGCUGGAGCUGCUGUGGCUGCAGCCCGCGCCGGAGCCGCCCGCGCCCGCCCCGCACUGGGCCGUCUACGUGGGCGGCGGGCAGAUCAUCCACCUACACCAAGGCGAGAUCCGCCAGGACAGCCUGUACGAGGCGGGCGCGGCCAACGUGGGCCGAGUGGUGAAUAGCUGGUACCGCUACCGCCCGCUGGUGGCCGAGCUGGUGGUGCAGAACGCCUGCGGCCACCUGGGCCUCAAGAGCGAGGAGAUCUGCUGGACGAACUCGGAGAGCUUCGCCGCCUGGUGCCGCUUCGGCAAGCGGGAGUUUAAGGCGGGAGGGGAGGUGCCGGCCGGCACGCAGCCCCCGCAGCAGCAGUACUAUCUCAAGGUGCACCUGGGUGAGAACAAGGUGCACACGGCCAGGUUUCACAGCCUGGAAGACCUCAUCCGCGAGAAGCGCCGCAUCGACGCCAGCGGCCGCCUGCGUGUGCUCCAGGAGCUCGCCGACCUCGUGGACGACAAGGAGUAGCCUGCUGGGGGGUGCGCCUGCCCCUCCAGUCUCCCGGCGCCCCGCUCCCUCCCCCGCACCCGGGCUUCUAGGCCGGAGAUUCACGCCCCCCCCCCCCGCCCCUCCUCGAGUGCCCAGUGGCCAGGCUGCAGCCUCGCACCCCUCCAUCAAGUGGCAGGAAGUCUCAGGACCUGGCCCCGGGACUGAAAGGGCUGUACGCGCCGGGCUGAGGCCCCCAGUGGUGGUGACGGUGUCGGGCGAGCCAGCGUGCGCUCUCCCCUUGAGUUUUAAGUGGGGAGAGAAGAAUGAGAUGAGGGGAGCAGGGACCAGGCCUCCCCCACGAGUCACUAAUCAGUGACUCUCACCCGACCUACUAGAAAGGGACCAUCGCCGCUCUAAACGCGCACGCACAGACCGGUGGGAGGUGAGAAUUGAUCUUUUCGGGGCACAGUUCAGCUCCUGUAUGGAUGUGUCCCCAGAUUGCAGGAUUUCCAAGAAAUCAAGCCUGUCCCUUAUGCACUUGGGAAUAAUUCCACAAGAGAGCACUUCGGGACUCCGGGUCCUCCCGAGGCUGCCCGGGACUUUUCCAGCUCUCCAGCCCCUGGUCUCGUGACACUGUAUUCCAGCCUCCGGGCUAAGCUACACAGUGUUUGCUUCCUAUUCUUUCCACUGAGGGAAGCGAACGCCAUCCCCCACCCGCCUUUGCCUGUGAGUCUCCCUCGCUGGUAGAAGGGAAGCCUCCCCGGGCCCCGGAGGAAAAUGGCGCAGCUAAUUUGAUGAUCAGAGUCGGCCCCGCCCCCCGGCAAGGAGAAGGUUCACCUGGUGUCCAAGAACUUGAAUUUGUGCCGAGGGCGCUUGUUUUUAACCUUAGGUUGCUCCCUCCUGGGGCCGCGUUUCAAAAAUAACCAAAUUUUUAAAGGAGUUGGAGGAGAGGGAGGGGGAAGGCAUGGCAACAUUCCAGAAACCAGCAUCAUUACAACACCAUAGCCAGUAUAUUUAGUUUGGCUUUUCCUAACAUAGAAAUCUUAGAAGGCGGAAAGUGGAAAUAAAGUUUUAAAAGCUAGAGAGCAGUUUUCCAACUAUGUCAACAAAGCUUAUCGUGUUGAUGUUUUUAUUGACCAUUUUAGCAACAUGCUAAUAAAAUUUCAAAUUGAAAUUUUUAUUUUCAUGGCUUUAAUCCAUGAUAGUUUAAAUACUGGGGGCCAUUAAGAGCGGAUUUAGCUAAGAGCUUAGCUAACAUUGCCUUUUCACUCUAUUUUUCUCGAAUCUUAUGAGAAUUCUGUUUUCAAAUACUGUACUUGAUUUUUUUGUGGGGGCGGGGGGCUUAAAUAGCCCUAGUAAUGGUGGAGUUGUUAAUCAGUGUGUAUUUUGUGCUGAAUUUCUGUCAGUUGAGGGGUUUACUGCUUUGGUGGAAGUUUGCUAGCAGGUUCCAUGAUGCUGCCUUUUCCAUGUUGUAUAGCAUCACCAUUCCACAUUUGCGUUUUUAAUUUUCUUCCUUUCCCCCAUCUUAAAAAAAAAAAAAAAAGAAUGUGGCGUUGGUGGCUUUUCCCCCUCCUCUUUAGCCAGUUCCACAGUUUAUUCCUGAAAACCGGAAAGAACUUCUAGAAUCAGGAUGAAUGUGUUUUUUGUUUUUUUGUUUUUUUUCAAAAAAUUAAGGCUGACUGACACCCUUUCCUUGGGCAAGGACUUACCAACUUCUCCCCCUGUGCUGCAGCCUCAGCCUGACUAACAACUGUUACCUGAUUCGGUGUGUGUUAGACACCCACAGCAUCUAUGUCCCUUUCAAGGGGUCUUGUCAAAUAAUGGUGUUUAGCUAAUUGUUGCGAGCAAUUGCGUAUUGACAGCUGUGAUUUAGUUGGAUCGAAAAUAUUAUGGCCAAAGCCAGUUUCCUGGCAUUUCAAAAAUAAUGCAAUAAAAACUAGUUGAGGUUAGCUGAGACUGGAAAUGCCUUUUUCAUGGUAAAAUGAUUCAUUUCUGUUUUUUUUUUUUUUUUUUUUUGGUUUUCCUCCUGGAUUCAUCCCCUGAUCUUGAAUUUAAAAGGUCAGAUCAAUGAAAGAUGAACUAGAGUAUUUUUCUUAAGCCUGUUGAGUGAUUUAUUUUUUAAAAAUGUUUAAAUGCAUAUGCUUUCCUUUCAGCACAUACAACAGGAAAACUUUUGUAAUAUGGAACUUAACUUUGCAUGUAGGGUGAACUGAAAAUCAUUUAUUUCCCUUACUUAUUCCUCUUUCAAGUUAACAGAUGGCAGAUCGUCAACCGAAAUUCUUUAUUGUAUCUACACACUCCACAUUCUUUACUGUGUCCUCCUACUGUAUCUUGGCUCUCUGCUGUAUUAAAUACCAUCGUAAGCAUUUGUUCCAA